Molecule: messenger RNA, 2291 nt
Organism: Triticum dicoccoides
Lineage: Eukaryota; Viridiplantae; Streptophyta; Magnoliopsida; Poales; Poaceae
Exons: 7
Coding region: 821-1921 (366 amino acids)
Biological process (GO): endoplasmic reticulum membrane organization
Cellular component (GO): endoplasmic reticulum membrane; plasma membrane
Source: RefSeq, a predicted model, not a curated record
GCUCAAACGAGUUGGUUCAGUUUGAUCCUCCCGAGCUCAGCUUUCCUCUGUUGCCAAACCAGAGAGUCUUGUCGUCAACUAAGAUAGUCAAUAUUACAGAUCAGUACAUCGGUUUCAGAGUAUGCACCAAGAAAAGCAAUUCAGCAAGGUACAACACAAAUCCGGCGGAAGGAAUUUUGCCACCGCUGUCCACGCAAGUAAUCCUGGUAACAAGGAUAGCAGGGGAAAAGGAACUAGAAGACACACAGUGCAACGGCAAGUUUUUGGUGUGGAGCGGCAUUGUGACUGAAGAUACGAAAGCCAGCGAUGUUAUUGAUAACAUGUCCGAGACAAAGUGUACCGGUUUGCCCAUUGUUCUUACACAGACAAGUUCAUCUAUCUCAGAGGAGUUGAUCCAAUUUGAUCCACCAGAACUUCACUUUCCCAUUUUGCCAAACAAGAAGGUGUUGUCCUCAAUUGAGGUAGUGAACCUUACAGAUUACAAUGUUGGUUUCAAUACAUAUAGCAGGCCAACAAAUGUGGCAUGGUACCACACAGAGCCACCGAGAGGAAUCCUGCCGCCACGAUCCACUCAAAAACUUAUGGUAACAAGAGAAGAAAAGGAAGAUGCAUUAAAAUAUAAGCAGCUCACUGAAAAGUACUUUGUGUGGACAGGCAUUGUAUCUGAAUGUGUCAAAGACAGCGAGCUUAGUGAUUGCAUGGCUGAACAAGAGAGCAAAGAGUUGCCCAUUGUUCUUGACAAGAUAAGCUCAUUAACCUCAGAUGAGCUGAUCCAGUUGGAUCCCGCCGAGCUCUGCAUGCCCCACUUGCCAAACAAGAAAUGAAGUUCAUAGUAAAUGUAGUCAACACUACAGAUUUCUACGUUGCUUUCAAUGUAUAUUUCAUCCGCAGGAAUGCAGCACGGGACAAGAGACCUGCAUCGGUAGGUACAGGAUCGAAUGUAAUCCUGCAACCACGAUCCACCAAUAGACAAAUACUACAUUGGAUAAUUGAUGAGACGGAGGAGCCCGUAGAAGAUUACUUUGUGUGGAGCCGUGUUGUGACUGAAGGUGUGGAAAGCAGAGACAUCAUUCGUUACAUGGUUGAGGAAGAGAGUAAGAAACUGCCCUUUAUUGUUAAUAAGGCAAGCCCGGCAUGUACCUCAAACGAGCUGAUCCAGUUUGAGCCGCCUGAGCUCAGCCUCCCCUUGAUGAUGAUGCCAAACAAGCCCUUGGCGUUUUCAGUUAAUAUACUCAACAGUACAGACUACUAUGUUGGUUUUGGUGGAUAUAACCUGAAAACAAAUGUGGCCUGCUACUCCAUAAAACCUGCGGGUGGAGUUAUGCCACCACGGUCCACUCAAAGACUGGUUGUAAAAAGGGUACCAAAGAAAAAGGAGGAGCUGCUUAGUGAGUGCCAAGAUGAUAAGUUCCUCGUAUGGAGCUGCUUAGUGAGUGAAGGUGCCAAAGCCAGCGACCUCAAUGGUUGUGCUAAAUACACAGUGGGUAGGGAGUUGCCAAUUGUUUGUACUAACAAGACAAGCAACUUAUGCACCUCAGACGAGUUGAUCCAGUUUGAUCCUCCACAGCUCCCGUUCACCUUCCUUCCCAACAUGAGGGUGUCCAUGUUGCGCUUGCUUAAAAUAGUCAAUGUUACAGAUCACAUCGUCGGUUUCAGUACAUGGUCUCAUGAAGCCAAUUCUGCGUCAUACACAAUGGAACCGCGUGCAGGGAUCCUGCCACCACAGUCCACACAAGCAAUCAAGGUAAGGACCCCAAAGAAAAAUGAAACGGAAGACAUGCAGUGCAAAGACAAGAUUUUUGUGUGGAAUGGAAUUUUGACUGAAGGUGUCCAAGUUAGGGAUGUCUGUACAUACUGGAAGAACGAAGAUAAAGAGUUGCCCAUUGUUCUAAGAAAGCCUGGAGAAAGCAGUUCAAGGUAGGAUCGGCAGCAUGGUCGAAUCUCUUGGACGUAAAGCUGGCUUGACAAGGUCCAUCAUGGGUUUGUAACAGAACAGAAAUCCUGGGUAUAUAUUGACAUGGCAAAAUCUACAUGUAUACUCUAAAUGAAGCCUGCCUUGAUCGUCAUUGAUGGAAUCAUCUAAUUAUUAUAAAAAUAUAUUUGAUACAAUAAUCUCAGAUUGUGGCCGUAGCUUGAACUACUCCUCUGUUUCUGGUAAUUUGUACGUACCGAUCGACAUAACUUGUAGCAUGCAUGUGCGUCGGCAUGUUCACCCAUGCCUUGACGUCAUUUCUACUAUUCUGGUGUAUUCAACACUGUCAUGCGAUUUGUUCAACUAUUUAUCAACUUAA